AUGCUGUAUAAGAGAGUUCUUGUUCAGCAUAGAGAAAUUAGUUGGGUGGAUCUUGUUUCUUUUUAGAAAAAUAGUCCUUCGAAUCUUUGUGAAGAUGGUCAUAGUUGGGGUAAGAAAAAGGAAGUACUACCGGGAAAGCAUACAACUUAAGAGGCUUUGGAAUUUCUCAACAGGGAAAUUUCUGAAGACAUACACUGGACAUACUAAUUCGAAAUUCUGCAUUUCAUCUGCCUUUUCUAUAACAAAUGGGAAGUAUAUUGUCAGUGGUACUGAGGAUAAUUGUGUAUAUUUGUGGGAACUUCAGACCAGGAAGGUGGUUCAGAAAUUGGAAGGUCAUACUGACACUGUUAUAUCAGUAGCAUGUCAUCCCACCCAGAACAUGAUUGCGUCUGGUGCUCUUGGCAAUGACGAGCUUGGGGAUCUGGACUCUGGGAAGAGAAUGAUUAAUUUUCUGGUUGUAGAUCCACAACAUGAUUUAAUCUGUGCGUAAGUGAAGAUUUUGACCCUCAAGGAUGAAAAGCUUCUGCAUUUUUUUGCCAGACUCGUGCCUUUUCUACAUGAGAUCACUUUAUGGUCCUUGUUCUAAUGCCUUGUAGCAGCUUUAAUUUGUCCAACUGCCUGGUUACAGACGAACUCUAGAACUUGUGAUUUGUAUGAGCUAAUGUUAAAAGUAGCAUUUCUAUCAUGUUUUUGAGACUAGAGGGCUAGAGUCACUCUCUGUGUCUCCCUCUGUCCUGUGCUUAGCUGCUAUUUGUUGCAUUUUUGGAUAGCUUUGUUCUGUUUGAACUGCAAAGUGAAGCUAAGCAAAUCAGCAUGGAAUGUCUGGUUGGUAGUGCUUAA
This is a messenger RNA of Hevea brasiliensis (rubber tree), 840 nucleotides long. Its product is annotated as COMPASS-like H3K4 histone methylase component WDR5A. NCBI's taxonomy places the organism in Eukaryota, Viridiplantae, Streptophyta, Magnoliopsida, Malpighiales, Euphorbiaceae. The coding region runs from base 95 to 490 and encodes 131 amino acids. The record is from RefSeq and is a predicted model, not a curated record. The transcript is spliced from 3 exons. Gene Ontology annotation, molecular function: protein binding.